Aureobasidium pullulans EXF-150 is the source of this 837-nucleotide messenger RNA. RefSeq lists its product as uncharacterized. Bases 253 to 573 code for a protein of 106 amino acids. The record is from RefSeq and is a predicted model, not a curated record. NCBI's taxonomy places the organism in Eukaryota, Fungi, Ascomycota, Dothideomycetes, Dothideales, Saccotheciaceae. The transcript is spliced from 6 exons.
GCUCUGAGGGACGGAUAUGCACCCGGUCAGCAACCAUUGCGUAUGUGGGAUUGCACAUCAUCGACUGUCGAUCAGUUCUCCUUCAACAUUGGCGAGCUCGCGUUCCCUCGAGCGAAGUGCAACACAUAAAAGGACAACCAAUUCCCCCCAUUAUCUCCUCUCUCGUCCAUCCACUCAACUACAACUUUCCAUCGCUAUAUCCAGACUUCUUUCGUUCUUCCCACCACCAAAGCAACCUACAACACCGCAAACAUGUUCACCAAGACUAUCCUCGCUACUGCCUUCAUGGCCCUCGCCGCCUCUGUCGCCGCUGCUCCUACUCCCGUUGCUCAGCCCGACCUCGCCAGCACCCUCGGCAACAUCCUCUCUCCUGGAUCCGGUAACGCCAACACUGGCAGCCUUCUCUCCCCCGGAACAGGCAACUCUGCUUUGAACGGAAACAGCGCUGAAGGCAAUGGAAACGGCAACGAGGCCGGCAAUGGCAACUCUGCAGGAAACGGAAACACUGCUGGCACCAACAACGGAAACGGCAACACUGUUGAUGGCAACUCCCUGAUCAACCUUAAGAACUAAAAAGGUGAUCUGAUCGACGUCGACCCGACUGUAAACCUCUGCAAGCAAUAGAUUUGCGGCGAGGAUUGUACAUAUACCAACUUUUACGACACCAACACACACAUCGGGGACAAAACGGCGCUAUUUGAUGACACUCUCAGCCUCUGGAACUUAAGGCUUAAUGGUUUCUUUUCCUUUGUUUGAUUAUACCUACUACUCUAUCGAACUCCUCUUGAUGGCGAAAGCCUCGGGGAUGUCUGUAUAUAUUACCUCUUGUACAUGAAC